CCGGGGGAGGGGGGAGGAACCUACAACAAAACUCUUGGUUUAUGAACAUGCGCAUUCGUUCUCCGUAGCUUUUUUUGGUAUUGAAAGGGAGCAUGCGCAUAAUGACGGGAUUGGCCCUCUGAAGUUUGAACAGGACCGAAACGGCUGGUUCUGGGUCUGUCAGUUGCUCACUUUUUUGAAGGAGGCCUAGUUUGCAUCUCAGCAUGUCAAUAGUAACAGUGCAACUUGGUCAGUGUGGCAAUCAAAUUGGUUUUGAAGUAUUUGAUGCUCUAUAUAGUGACUCACACUGUCCCCAGGGACUCUGCUCCAAAAGAGAGAAUGAGGUGUAUCAAGCAUCUUGCAAAGAAAGAUUCUUCAGUGAAGAGGAAAAUGGAGUUCCCAUUGCCCGGGCUGUACUUGUUGAUAUGGAACCUAAAGUUAUCAAUCAAACACUAUCAAAGGCUGCCCAGUCUGGCCGAUGGAAAUAUGGCCAGCAUUCGUGCUUCUGUCAGAAACAAGGUUCUGGAAACAACUGGGCAUAUGGUUACUCUGUUCAUGGACCCAGGCAUGAAGAAUCUAUAAUGAACCUAAUCCAGAAGGAAGUGGAAAAAUGUGACUGUUUGAGUGGUUUUUUCAUCAUAAUGAGUAUGGCUGGGGGCACAGGAUCAGGUCUAGGAGCCUUCGUUACACAGAAUUUACAAGAUCACUACUCAAACUCUUUGAAAAUGAAUCAGAUUAUAUGGCCUUAUGGAACCGGUGAGGUUAUUGUUCAGAACUACAACUCCAUUUUGACUCUUUCUCACUUGUACCGAUCUUCAGAUGCCCUCCUCGUUCAUGAAAAUGAUGCUGUUCAUAAGAUCUGUGCAAAACUGAUGAACAUCAAGCAAAUCUCCUUUACCGAUAUAAACCAAGUCCUUGCACAUCAGCUGGGAAGCGUGUUCCAACCUACUUAUUCUAUGGAAGGCUCAUAUCACUACAGAAGAAAUCCAUUAGGAGAGUUAAUGGAGAAUUUAGUCCCCCAUCCUGAAUUCAAGAUGCUGGGUAUUCGUAACAUUCCUCAGAUGUCUGAGAACUCACUGGCUUACAGUACGUUUACUUGGGCUGGCCUCCUCAAGCACCUGAGACAGAUGCUCAUUUCUAAUUCGAAAAUGGAAGAAGGUAUUGAUUGGCAGGUUCGGCCUCCUUUAUCAGGACUUCCUACUCUUGGUAAAGUGUCUCUCAACAGGGAGCUUCAUUUUAACACCUCCAUUGCUAACUUGGUCAUCCUUCGUGGGAAAGAUGUGCAUAGUGCAGAUCUGGGAGGAUUUAAAGAUCCAGCACUCUAUACUUCUUGGUUAGCGCCUGUUAAUGCUUUCAAUGUAUGGAAAACCCAGCGAGCAUUUAGCAAAUAUGAGAAGUCUGCAGCAUUGGUCAGCAAUAGCCAGUUCUUACUAAAACCACUUGAUACGAUUGUGGGCAAAGCAUGGAAUAUGUUUGCUUCAAAAGCCUACAUUCAUCAGUACACAAAAUUUGGAAUUGAAGAAGAGGACUUUCUGGACAGUUUCACAUUGUUGGAACAAGUUGUUGCCAGUUACUGCAAUCUCUGAUCGCCAACAGAGGAGAAAAAGUACCCUAGGUCAUUUUGGGGCUAAACAAUUUUCAAUAUUACUUUUUCUGUAAGGUGUUCAGAUCCCUACCUGUUAAAGUAACAAAGGUGAAUGCUGUUUCCUUUGGCAUACCAUAACCACAGAAAAGGAGGAAAACUUUAUUUUUUUAUUUUUUUUUAACGUUUAUUUAUUAUUGAGAGAUACAGACAGAGUAUGAGCAUGGGAGGGGCAGAGAGAGAGGGAGACACAGAAUCCGAAGCAGGUU
This is a messenger RNA of Felis catus (domestic cat), 1830 nucleotides long. RefSeq names its product tubulin delta 1 (gene TUBD1). Gene Ontology annotation, biological process: mitotic cell cycle; microtubule cytoskeleton organization. Gene Ontology annotation, cellular component: cytoplasm; microtubule. The record is from RefSeq and is a predicted model, not a curated record. Gene Ontology annotation, molecular function: structural constituent of cytoskeleton; GTP binding. Bases 204 to 1565 code for a protein of 453 amino acids. The transcript has 9 exons. Lineage: Eukaryota; Metazoa; Chordata; Mammalia; Carnivora; Felidae.